UGAUCUGGUAGUUCCACAUUUUUCGAACGAAUUGCUUACGAUUAGCGAACGCUUCCGUAGGUCAACCAAAACCCUAAACCCCAUUGCGUCUGCAACAGUCGGGAACAUUCUAACGGCGAUUUUGACGCCGGACGAGGUUGACAAUUGUUGAUACAAAAUGUCUCGGGUUUAUGUUGGGAAUUUGGACUCAAAAGUCACAGAAAGAGUUCUGGAAGAUGAAUUCCGAACAUUUGGUGUUCUUCGAAGUGUUUGGGUUGCUCGAAGGCCACCUGGUUAUGGCUUUGUUGAAUUUGAUGAUCGAAGAGAUGCAUUAGAUGCCAUUCAUGAUUUAGAUGGGAAACAUGGGUGGCGUGUGGAGCUUUCUCGUAAUUCAAAAGGUGAAGGUGGUGGACGUGAUAGGCGUGGACAAGGUAGUGGUGGGGACAUGAAUUGUUAUGAAUGUGGUGAACCUGGUCAUUUUGCCCGAGAGUGUAGAUUACGCAUUGGAUCAGGUGGUUUAGGAAGUGGAAGGCGGAGAAGCCCUAGUCCACCUCGCUAUCGCCGUAGCCCUAGCUACGGUCGAAGCAGAAGUCGAAGCCCGCGAGGGGGAAGAUCUCCUCGUCGUCGCAGCUAUUCACCUAGGAGUAGGUCACCAGCACGUCGUAGAGAUUCUCCUUAUGCUAAUAGAAGUCAAAGCCCACGAGGGAGAAGAUCUCCUCGUCGCAGCAAUUCGCGGAGUAGAUCCCCAGUGCAUCGACAAGAUGGUUCUCCUUUUGAUAAUAGAAGUCCUGGCCCUGAGAAGAACUACAGUCCUUCACGGGCAAAUGGUCAUGAAGAAUCUCUUAAUGUCAACGGGGACGGGCAACGGAGCAGGAGCAAAAGCUAAAGUGCACAUAGUGCAUCUCAGAAACUGUUAAAGAAGGGACCUUGGAACAUCUUUAAAUCUCCUAUAGUUUAGUAGAACGAUGAAGCUUUGGAUUCUUCCAUUGGCUGGAGCACUCUCCUCAGCUUUACUGGCACAUGGAGAGGUUACUUUUCUAGUUCACUAUUCUGUUUUGUUUGUUUCUUUUCCAAUACUGAAUUCAAUACUUGAAUGUCGUAGCCGAUUAAUCAUGUUUUAAGAUUGUUAGUUUAAUGUUGUUAAGUCAAUGCUAUUAAGGUCUUUAACAAAGUGAUUACCCUAUUUGUUUUUGUUUGAGGUGUGUGGAGUUCUGCCAAGAUAUAGAACGGCCACUCCGCGGGCUCUUCUUCUCGACACUGUCUUGGCAUCACUGCUUCUCCCAAUCUGUUUCUGCCAAUCUUUCUAUUUCUGCCAAGUGCUAUGGCAUCUACUCAAAAUUGGUACUCCAUCAGAACUGAUGAACUAUCGGCAGAAGUUAGAAAAGAUGUGAAACUUUUUUCUUUGCACUGUUAAGGAUUUGGGGCUUUGCUAGGGUUUACCAAUCUCUUGCUUCUUUGCUGGAGUUUUGUAUGGUGUUUAGUUGUGUUCAAAGCAAUCUAUUGAUGACAGUUAAGUUGUU
This is a messenger RNA of Zingiber officinale, 1499 nucleotides long. Its product is annotated as serine/arginine-rich splicing factor RSZ21A-like. Gene Ontology annotation, biological process: mRNA splicing, via spliceosome. The transcript is spliced from 8 exons. Gene Ontology annotation, cellular component: nuclear speck. The coding region runs from base 158 to 865 and encodes 235 amino acids. The record is from RefSeq and is a predicted model, not a curated record. NCBI's taxonomy places the organism in Eukaryota, Viridiplantae, Streptophyta, Magnoliopsida, Zingiberales, Zingiberaceae. Gene Ontology annotation, molecular function: RNA binding; zinc ion binding.